AUGUCACUGGUGAAGUUCUUACUCCUUGUUGCUCUUUGGCUUUCAGUCUCCGGUGGCAGCUGUGGCGAGACUGGGGAAGUUUCCGGUGAUGGUACCCCAUCAUCGAAUGCAUGCUUCGAUUGCUCUACCUGUCCGUAUCCAUGCCAUAACCUCUCUCCACCACCAUCACCACUGCCUGAGUCAGGCUACCCAUUAUAUGGAACUCCUCCACCGCCUGCUGAAGAAAAUUGCCCACCACCACCACUGCCUGAGUCAGGCAACUCAAUACAUGUAACUCCUCCCCCACCGCCUGCUCAAGACAAUUGCCCACCACCACCUGUUGCUCAGUGCUGCCAAUAUCCCCCUCCAAGGCCUUACCAGUAUCUACCUUACAGCAACUAUUCAGCUCCUUUGCCUUCUAACAGAUUCAUGAAUUUUAUCGUCUCUUAUAUCAUCUUAUUCUUCGUUGCUUCUCUUCUCUAG
Molecule: messenger RNA, 462 nt
Organism: Nelumbo nucifera (sacred lotus)
Lineage: Eukaryota; Viridiplantae; Streptophyta; Magnoliopsida; Proteales; Nelumbonaceae
Source: RefSeq, a predicted model, not a curated record